ACCCAACCCAAAUUCUUCAUCUUUUUUUAAUUUAUAUCCAAAGAACCAUCAAAAUAAAAGUAUUUUGUAAUUUCUUUAUUUCGCUGUGAUAAGACAAUGAUUGUAUCAUCAUCAUAAUAGUUGGCCUGAUCAUUCCCAAAAAAUUCUCUUGUAAACGCAAACACAAAGGGAGAAGAGGAUCUUUGGUACUGUGCUCUAAAAUCACAACAAGGGGUUUUGAGUUUUUUAGCUCUCUCUCCAAGUGAAAAUGGAACCUCUACCUUCUCCUUUCGGCGACCCAGCCCCGAACUUAUCCGAUUCGGAGCUCCGAGAAACCGCUUACGAGAUCUUAGUCGCUGCUUGCCGCACCACCGGAAGCCGCCCCCUCACUUUCAUCCCCCAAUCUCCCAAGUCCGAUCGAACCAACGGCGUAGCAGCGCUAUCGGCGUCUCCGUCGCUUCACAGAUCUCUGACGUCGACCGCCGCCAGCAGAGUGAAGAAGGCGCUAGGGAUGAAGAAACGAAGCGGCGGCGGAGAAGCCGGCAGAGAAGGAGGAGAAUCCUCGGGUCAACCCGAUCGGGUCAAGAAGUCCGUAACGGUGGGUGAGUUAGUUCGUGUUCAGAUGCGAAUCUCUGAGCAGAUCGAUUCACGGAUUCGUAGAGCUCUCCUCAGGAUCGCUUCUGGUCAGCUAGGGAGGCGUGUGGAGACAAUGGUUCUACCUCUUGAGCUUCUCCAACAGCUCAAAGCGACAGACUUUCCUGAUCACGAUGAGUAUAUCUCAUGGCAAAGAAGAAACUUGAAGCUUCUAGAAGCCGGUCUCAUCUUACAUCCUCAUGUUCCUUUGAGCAAGUCUGAUAGAUCUGUUCAACAGCUUAAGCAAAUCAUCCGUUCCGGUCUCGAGAGGCCGUUAGACACCGGGAAGAUCACCGGAGAGUCGCAGAAUCUCAGGAGUGUAGUAAUGUCUCUCGCUACUCGUUCUAACAACGACGGGAUUGGUCCUGACACUUGUCAUUGGGCUGAUGGGUUUCCGUUGAAUCUUAGAAUCUAUCAGAUGCUUUUGGAGUCUUGUUUUGAUGUCAACGAUGAGUUAUCGGUUGUUGAGGAGGUGGAUGAAGUUCUGGAGCUUAUAAAGAAGACAUGGCCUGUCUUGGGGAUGAACCAGAUGGUUCACAAUGUUUGUUUCCUCUGGGUGUUGUUUAAUCGGUAUGUUGCAACUGGUCAAGUGGAGAAUGACUUGCUUGUGGCUGCUCAUAACUUGAUACUCGAAGUUGAGAACGAUGCAAAGGAGACGAAUGAUCCUAAGUAUUCCAAGAUCUCGAGCUCUGUUUUGAGUUUGAUUUUGGAUUGGGCUGAGAAGAGGCUUCUUGCUUACCAUGAUACUUUCAACAUCGAUAACGUCGAGACCCUUGAAACGACGGUUUCUCUGGGGAUCUCGGUAGCCAAAGUACUCGGUGAAGAUGCUUCUAGCGAGUAUAGGAGGAAAAAAAAGAGUGUGGACUCAGGGCGUGAUCGAGUUGAUACCUACAUCAGAUCUUCUUUACGUAUGGCCUUCUCGCAGACAAAGAAGAUGGUGGAACAUAGCAAGCGUUCAAAAUCUCGUCAGACCAGCACGAGCAAUCUUCCUGCUCUUGCGAUUCUUGCAGAGGAUAUUGGUCAUUUAGCUUUCAACGAGAAGGCGAUAUUCAGUCCAAUCUUAAAGAACUGGCAUCCUCUUUCAGCUGGUGUGGCUGCAGCUACGCUUCAUUCGUGCUAUGGAGCCGAGCUAAAGAAAUUCGUUUCUGGUAUAACCGAGUUGACGCCAGAUGCUAUAAGAGUACUCACCGCUGCAGAUAAGCUUGAGAAGGAUCUGGUGCAGAUUGCAGUUCAAGACGCAGUUGAUAGUGAUGAUGGCGGUAAGUCGGUUAUAAGAGAGAUGCCUCCUUUUGAAGCGGAAGUUGUUAUAGGCAACCUUGUGAAAUCAUGGAUCAAGACCCGAGUUGAUAGACUGAAGGAGUGGAUUGAUCGGAAUCUCCAGCAAGAGGCAUGGAAUCCGAAAUUGAAUAAACUUGGCAUUGCUCCUUCUUCCGUGGAUGUACUGAGGAUGGUAGAUGAGACAUUGGAAGCGUUUUUCUUGUUGCCGAUUCUCUUGCAUACAGUUUUACUUCCAGAGCUAACGUCAGGCCUUGACAAGUGUAUGCAGCAUUAUGUAGCAAAGGCCAAAUCUUCCUGCGGCUCGAGGAUUACAUUUCUACCUGCGUUGCCUGCCUUAACAAGAUGUUCCGUUGGGUCAAGACUACAUGGUGUCUUCAAGAAGAAGGAGAAGCCAAUGGCUGCUUCUAACCGGAGAAAAUCACAGCUCGGGACGGGUAAUGACUCAGCUGAAAUACUCCAGUUCUGUUGCAGAAUCAACACUCUGCAUUACAUCAGGACCGAGCUUGAAUCCUCCGGGAGAAAAACACUAAACCGUCUCCCGGAAUCCGACAUAGCUGCCUUUGAUGGUAAACCUAAAAUCUUUGAACAGUCGAUCGGUUACUGCUCGAAAGGAAUACAGCAACUCUCUGAAGCAACUGCUUACAAGAUCGUCUUCCACGAUCUGAGCAACGUUCUCUGGGACGGUCUGUACGUGGGAGAAGUAUCUUCCUCGAGGGUCGAGUCCUUUCUUCAAGAACUCGAACGUUGCCUUGAGAUUAUUUCAUCAUCCGUUCACGAUAGAGUCAGAACCAGAGUCAUUUCAGACAUCAUGAGAGCUUCUUUCGACGGGUUCUUACUAGUCCUCCUCGCUGGUGGACCAUCGCGUAGCUUCACGGUUCAAGAUUCCGAUGCGGUAGACGAGGAUUUCAAGUUUCUAUGCGAUCUUUUCUGGUCAAACGGAGACGGGUUGCCUUUGGAUUUGAUUGAGAAGGUUUCGACGACGGUCAAGAGUAUACUUCCGCUGCUGCGUACUGAUACGGACUCUCUUAUAGAACGGUUUAAAGCAGUGUGUCUGGAGAAUCACGGUUCAGACAGAGGGAAGCUUCCGUUGCCGCCGACUUCUGGACCGUGGAGUCCGACAGAAGCGAACACGCUGUUGAGGGUUUUGUGUUACCGUUAUGAUGAGUCUGCGACGAAGUUUCUGAAGAGAACGUAUAACUUGCCGAGGAAGCUAACUUGAGAAUAUGACGUGGGAAUGGGAGGUACACCGGUCUAGUGUGAGAUGUGGUAUAUUUCUUUGGCUUGAUGAGAAACAAUUUGGUAUUUGAUAAGUUACCUGUACAAGAAAGUAGAAAGAGUUUUUGUGUAACGUUCUUCAGUUGUACUUGUACUAUUCCUUUUUUUUUGUAACACAUUGUACUUGUACUAUUCUGCGUGUAGUUUUUUUUUUCUUUUUGUUAUGUGUUGUCAACUAUAUAAUAGAGUAUUCGUAUAAUUAUACUUUCA
This is a messenger RNA of Raphanus sativus (radish), 3375 nucleotides long. Its product is annotated as protein unc-13 homolog. Bases 248 to 3109 code for a protein of 953 amino acids. The record is from RefSeq and is a predicted model, not a curated record. Lineage: Eukaryota; Viridiplantae; Streptophyta; Magnoliopsida; Brassicales; Brassicaceae. The transcript has 5 exons.